This is a messenger RNA of Mercenaria mercenaria, 7448 nucleotides long. RefSeq names its product inositol 1,4,5-triphosphate receptor associated 1-like. NCBI's taxonomy places the organism in Eukaryota, Metazoa, Mollusca, Bivalvia, Venerida, Veneridae. Bases 289 to 2103 code for a protein of 604 amino acids. The record is from RefSeq and is a predicted model, not a curated record. The transcript has 19 exons.
UUUGCGGCUAGAUUUUUGUGGAAGUCUUUUAGAUUAAAUAGCUACUUCUGUAAUUGAAGAGGAAGUAAUUUCUGAUGAACAUAAGAAGUUUUGGUUGGCACAUUUCUGGAGGCAAUAUCAAUUCCUAUUUAUUAAUAGACUGCCUGUAAUGAUUCAGACACUUGACAUUACCAAGGAAAUAUUUUAGGACUAAAUUUGACAAAUUGUCUUGUCUGAAAAUUAUUCUUCUGAGAGACUGUUCUGGUGUGAUAUUUCUGUAAUGAUCAGCUGUUUAUAUGGAAGUUGAGGAUGUUAAAAAGAGGGCAGCAGAAGAUUGGUGAAAAUGGUGUAAAGAAUCCAAAUGUAGUUCAAACCAAGCAUGUUGUCACAAAUGGACUAGAAAGCAACCAGGCGCUUGCGCCAGAAGAAAGUUCUGAUCAUGGUGGAGGUGAUGGUCACAGAUUCCUGGUCACUUCAAACUUGUCCAAGAUCAGAGAGAAUCACUUGGCAAAGAGAAGGGACUAUAUUCGACAGAACAAGAUGCCACAGCUGUCGGAACUGUCAGAGAAAGAUUCACCAGAAAACAACAAUGAAGAAAAACAGAUUGCUGCCCCUGUGAUAAAACCAAAGGCUGACAAACCAACAUCAGAGGUGAAUGGUGAUGUGAUAAUGCCAAGUAUACCAGAUGAAUUUCUUCACAAACUUGGUCUCAUGCAAGAUGACAAAAGUUCAGAGGAACUCUCAGACCAAGAGAUAGAGAGUAAGUUUACGAGUCUUUCACUUGCCUUCAAGACUGAUUCUCAGACACUAGAGAAACGUCUGGAAAUACAGGAACGGUCAAGGGAUAUUGCAGAGCAGAAUGUCGACAAGGAAUUACAAGGUCUGCGUUCUGGUCUUGAGACCCUCAACCAGAUAUGUACGGAUCCCCAAGUACGAGAAGUCCUUACAAAGAUACAGAACCAUAUCGAAAUACUAGAGAAAUCCACAGCACGAGUUUCCAGUCGAGCUGAAGUAUUUGGCGCUAUACAGCAGGAGAAAAGAAUGAGUAAAGCUGUAGAUAUAAUGGUGCAUCAUGUAGAGAACAUUCGUAGAGUACAUGAACGAGAACAUGCAGAGUUGGAAGAGGCUAGAAAAUUAUUACAAGACAGUAGAUCACUGGCUCCAUCGACCAUUGAUUUGCCAGGAGGUGGUGACAUGUUGUCAAGACGAUCCGCCUCGGUCUGUCAGAACAACAUGUUUGGAGGAAAAUUAUCCCCACAAGGGGGUCCAACUUGGAACCCUUUGACCCCUUCUACAGCAAAAGCAAUAAAACUACUAAAGGCAUCAAGGAGACGAGUGAGUGAGAUAGCGCUGCCUAAAGUGCUGGGAGGAACUGGGGCAGCUACACUACAUCCUUCAGCUUCUAUGGAUUCAUUUUACACUGAGCCUCGUUCCCCACGUGUUCCCAGUCUGUAUCGGACUGGAACUGACAGCUCGAUAGAUGAGGAUGAGGGUAACAUGCACACAGCUCAUAUCGACUCUGAGUCAAACUCUCUUCGUCCUCCUAACUUUGAAGCAGAUGCAAGGACUAGAUUCCAGACAGUGAUUGCAUCGACAACGGUGAAAACAGCUGUAGCAAAUACCUUGCGUCGAGCAUCACUGGAGAAACAGAACCACGUAAAGUCUGUCUCUCCCGUCAUUACACCACAAGUGUCCAGAGACAACUCGGCAGAGAGUGCAAACAAACAUACUGAUGUUAACAAACAUACUGAUGUUCAAGACAAAGAAAAACAGAAGAAUUUAGAAGAAGAAGCUUUUAAAAAGGGGUAUGAGCAAGGUAUGCGAGCAAGUCUGGGUCAAGAUCUUUCCAGUCUUCGGGAACAGCAGAAUCAUAUUAACGAAAGUCUCGGAGAAAUAAUGGAUUCCAUUGAUAACCAGAUGGAGGAACCAAAGAGCCUGAAGGAGUUGUUAACCGAGCGUUUCCAUGAGACAGUACCAAAGAUUAAAAUCUCUGGUUGGAGAAUUAGGAUGACAAUGGGCUGUUUCUUCAUCGUCAUGGCAGUACUAUCCGUGAUUGUGUCACUAUUUCCCGUCAGCUCGGCAUCGCUUCUAGGAUACAGACAUUAUGGCAGACCACCACUUUAAUGAUUGAAGUUACAUAGUUAUUUUUCAAAUUUUUAUUCUGGACAAGCUUUAAUUUGAUUGUCUUUCGGACUCGUUUUAUUUUCGAAAAUUAAGGGACAUCUGUUAAAGAUGGCUCUAGAUUUAAUAUAAAACUGAUGAAUGUGUUGUUAAUGCUGAGCGGUAUUGUCAUACAGAAGAUGUGCGUUUUGUUGAUUUCGUAGUGAUAAUUUGGAAGUUAGCAAAAUAUGCAGCAAUCAAAAACAUUUUUAUGCAGAAAUUCUUAUGAACUCUGCUUUGAAUUUGAGCCGCACCAUGAGAAAACCAACAUAGUGCAUUUGCGACCAGCAUAGUCCAGACCAGUCUGCGCGGAUGAGCAGGCUGGUCUUGAUCCAUGCUGGAUGCAAAUGCACUAUGUUGGUUUUCUCGUGGUGCUCAUUUUGAAGUUAGAUGUCUUGUAUGCAGUAUGACUUAGGUAAAGGGGAACUUUACACCAAAACAUGUUUUUAUGGUCAUUCUGGCAUUAAUGUCAAUAAAAAUGCAACUUGAAUAUGGAUUUGGAAACAAACCUUUGAUUCAGAUGCACCUCUGAACAAUAUUUCUGAUGACAUUUUUAGCUCGACUAUUCAUAGAAUAGUAGAGCAAUUGGACUCGCCCAUGCGUCGGCGUCGGCGUCCGCAUCCGCGUCCCGAUUUGGUUAAGUUUUUGUAUGUAAGCUGGUUUCUCAGCAACCACUUGUGGGAAUGGAUUGAAACUUCACACAGUUAUUCACUGUGAUAAACUGACUUACAUUGCACAGGUUCCAUAACUCUGUUUUGCUUUUUUACAAAAUUAUGCCCCUUUUUUGACUUAGAAAUUUUUGGUUAAGGUUUUGUAUGUAAGCUGGUAUCGCAGUAACCACUUGUGGGAAUGGAUUGAAACUUCACACACUUAUUUACUGUGAUAAACUGACUUACAUUGCACAGGUUCCAUAACUCUAUUUUGCUUUUUUACAAAAUUAUGCCUCUUUUUCCACUUAGAAUUUUUUGGUUAAGGUUUUGUAUGUAAGCUGGUAUCUCAGUACUCACUAAUGGGAAUGGAUUGAAACUUCACACACUUGUUCACUGUCAUGAUCUGACAUGCACAAAGCAGGUCCCAUAACUUUAUUUUGCUUUUUUACAAAAUUAUGCCCCUUUUUCAACAUAGAAAUUUUUGGUUAAGUUUUUGUAUGUAAGCUGGUAUCUCAGUAUCCACUAAUGGGAAAGGAUUGAAACUUCACACACUAGUUCACUGUCAUGAUAUGACAUGCAGUGCAAAGGAUCAAUAACUCAACUUUGCAUUUUACAAAAUUAUGCCCCUUUUUCAACUUAGGAGUUUUUGGGUUAAAUUCUUUUAUGUAAGCUGGUAUCUCAGUACCCACUAAUGGGAAUGGAUUGAAACUUCAUACACUUGUCCACUGUCAUGAGCUGAUAAGCACUUUGCAGGUUCCAUAACCCUAUUUUACUUUUUUACUAAAUUAUGCCCCUUUUUCGACUUUCUUAUUCAUUCAAGCGACAAGGCUGUUAAAUAGUCGAGCGUUGCUGUCCUCCGACAGCUCUUGUUGUUUGAUGUAGUUAAUAGUUCCACAAUCCUGCCAGAAAAAAAGGUAGAUGUGCUUCCUUUAUUUUUCGAAAUUUUUUCAUUAAGGUAGUGCUGCAUAUUUGAUGAACUGGAAUGGAAAGUCAUGGUGUUAACCUUGUUCAUCUGAGGGGCCUCCGUGGCCGAGUGGUUAAGGUCGCUGACUUCAAAUCACUUGCCCCUCAUCGAUGUGGGUUCGAGCCUCACUUUUCUUCAUGUGAGUGAAAUGGUCUCUGAUGUGCACGUUUAUAAAAAUGGCAACAUUAUUUUCUUUCUAAAGAGAAAUAAUGAUAACAAAAAUAUUCACAUGAGAAAUGCCUUCAAAUUUGGGGUCUUUCAAAAUACUGGUAAAUAUUUCAAAAAUAUGUUGAUUUAUAACUGAAAAGUUUCAUUAAAACUCACAUUGUAGAAAAAUACCAAUUUGCAAAAUGUCAUCAAAAUUGAGAUUUACUGACCCCAUUAUGAAGGUCUGCAUAAAGUCCAAAUUUUUUCAAAUCUGUCUACAGCAAAAUCAGGCACACAACACUAUCUUUUUUACUCGUCAGAUUUUCUAAGUAUAUUCUAAAGUUCCAAAAAGAUAAGGUUUAUUCAAAUUUUACAUUUUAGAAAAGGUUUUGAAUCCAAACAUGCAGAACUACCUUAAAUCUAAGAGCAAGCAUUUGAAGGGAAAGAGAGAAGGAUAGAAUUGCAAAGAUUUAACUACACUGUAGUUGCAGAUUGAAUGAGAAUGGUGCUAUUUAUAUGUUAUUCAAGAGUUCAGGUUCUAGAUCUGUGUAUUGCAUUAUUUGUAACUUUGUAUUUGUUAUUUUUCUCUGAUCAUCUUUCACUGGUACAGUAGACACAACAUACAAUACCAUUUUUCCAGCUGCAUUUCACAGGAUGAUUCAUAAUAUCCUAUAGUCGUAUUUUGUAGUGCUACAAAUAAGCUAUAUACAAGUUUAUUACAACUUUCUUUAAACAGUAACUGUACCAUAGAUGUAUAACUGUAUCAUAAGAAUAUCUUCUAUCCAGUCAACUGUACAAUAUCUCUAGAUUUGAUUAUUAUGUCUCCCCCAGGAGACAUAUUGUUUUUGCCCUGUCCGUCUGUACGUCCGUACUUCACACUUCAUUUCCGAGCAAUAACUGGAGAACCAUUUGACCUAGAACCUUCAAACUUCAUAGGGUUGUAGGGCUGCUGGAGUAGACGACCCCUAUUGUUUUUGGGGUCACUCCGUCAAAGGUCAAGGUCACAGGGGCCUGAACAUUGAAAACCAUUUCCGAUCAAUAACUAGAGAACCACUUGACCCAGAAUGUUGAAACUUCAUAGGAUGAUUGGCCAUGAAGAGUAGAUGACCCCUAUUGGUUUUGGGGUCACUCAGUCAAAGGUCAAGGUCACAGGGGCCUGAACAUUGAAAACCAUUUCUGAUCAAUAACUAGAGAACCACUUGACCCAGAAUGUUGAAACUUCAUAGGAUGAUUGGUCAUGAAGAGUAGAUGACCCCUAUUGAUUUUGGGGUCACUCCAUCAAAGGUCAAGGUCACAGGGGCCUGAACAUGGAAAACCAUUUCCGAUCAAUAACUAGAGAAGCACUUGACCCAGAAUGUUGAAACUUCAUAGGAUGAUUGUACAUGCAAAGUAGAUGACCCCUAUCGAUUUAGGGGUCACUCCAUUAAAGGUCAAGGUCACAGGGGCCCGAACAUUGAAAACCAUUUCGGGUCAGUAACUUGAGAACCACUUGACCCAGAAUGUUGAAACUUAAUAGGAUGAUUGGUCAUAAAGAGUAAAUGAACCCUAACGAUUUUUGGGUCACUCUGUGAAAGGUCAAGGUCACAGAGGCCCGAACAUUGAAAACCAUUUCCGGUCAGUAACUUGAGAACCACUUGACCCAGAAUGAUGAAACUUCGGAGGAUGAUUGGUCAUGCAGAGUAGAUGAACCCUAACGAUUUUAGGGUCACUCUGUUAAAGGUCAAGGCCACAGGGGCCUGAACAUGGAAAACCAUUUCCAAUCAAUAACUUGAGAACCUCUCGACCCAGAAUGUUGAAACUUCAUAGGAUGAUUGUUCAUGCAGAGUAAAUGACCCUUAUUGUUUUUGGGGUCACUCCGUUAAAGGUCAAGGUCACAGGGGCCUGAACAUUGAUAACCAGUUCUGAUCAAUAACUUGAGAACCACUUGACCCAGAAUGUUGAAACUUCAUAGGAUGAUUGAACAUGCAUAGUAGAUGACCCCUAUUGAUUUUGGGGUCAGUCUAUUAAAGGUAAAGGUCAUAGUGGCCUGUUCAUGUAAAAUCAUUUUUUGGAAAUAACUUGAGAACCACUUGACCUACAAUGUUGAAACUUAAUAGGAUGAUUGGACAUGCAGAGUAGAUGACCCCUAUUUAUUUUGAGGUCACUUGAUCAAAGGUCAAGGUCACAGGAGCCUGAACAGUGACUUGAGAACCACUAGGCCACGAGUGUUGAAAUUUAGCGGGAUGACUGGACAUGCCAAGUAGAUGAUCUCUAUUGCAGCCAACCAUCAGUGUCUCUUUGACUUUCGCUCCUGACCCCUAUUGACUUCUUGCCUAUAGGACUUUGCAUUGGGGGAGACAUGCGCUUUUUUACAAAAGCAUUUUCUAGUUGUAAUCUGUGUUAAGAUAUCUCUUAUUAUUGAUUAGAAAUAGUUCACAACCAAAAUCUUGUAUGACUUGACCAGCUAACCUUUUCUGAUUUUACAUUCUAAAAUGUUUAUGAUCCAGCUUUUUUGAUUGUCUGUCGUCUGUCUGUCCACAGUUUCUUGUGAACAAGAUAGAGACCACAUUUUGCAAUCAAUUUUAAUCAAACUAGCUCACAAUUUGUAUUGGGGUAAUAUCUGGGUUCCUUUCGAAAACUGGCCAUAUCCCAUCGAUUGCAUAGCAUGAGUGAUUUGUUUUCUUCAAACAACUGCCCAUUAUAUUCACUGAUAAAGAUAUAGAUGGUCUGAUUCAUUUAUUUCUAUUUUACCCAUUCAAAAUUUUGCACUUAUUGUUGAAUUACAUUUUAGUAUUCUGUCUAUAGGCAAUUCAGAAUCUGAUGAGGUGUAAAAUAAAGGAAUUUAUAUACUAGUAAUCAAACAACUCUCAAACUACUUGUCAACAGAAUUUUCAAUACAAAAAAUGGCAGAGAUUUUGAUAUCUGACCCAUUGAUAUGACACAAACUUGCGCGUGACAGCACAUGUUAUGACGACAUAUUUUUAUUGACAUCUCUGCCAAGUCGUACUUUAGCCAAGUUGGGUCGUCGGCAAUGUCGCAGAGAUCUUUACAUAUUUAUGGCCAUGCAUAUAUAAGCCAAUACAUAUUUUCGAAAUGUUGUUUUACUACUGUUUGGCCCUGGAAUACGGUAGUUUAUAUAUAAUGGAAUACCUGGUAAAGGUAGAACCUGUAUGUUACAGUCAUUGCAGGUAAAAUAUAACCGCCAAGUAUAUCUUAAGACAAGGUUACAUAGGUUCUUUGCUAUAUUAUAAUAUAGCAGUUCCUAUGGAUCAUGUUAGAGUAGUGUAAUAUUUCUAUGAAACUAGCGGUAUGUGUCGUAUAAUGCUGACACCUUACUUAUUUGAAAGCUAUCAUCUGACAUGUUGGUGAAUCUUGCAAAUUGGGAACUACUCUACCUGUAGUUCAUUAUUUCAUAUUUUUUCCUCCUUUUCCUUUCCUGUUUAUAGGAAAUCCACAGCUUAUGUGAUAUGUAUAUACCGAAUACACUAAGAUUAUACCUGUUGUUACCAUACUGUGUAUAUAGUGUUACAAUUCCAUUGUUGUUAAUAAAAUGUUCAUUUUAUCAAAGA